This is a messenger RNA of Tripterygium wilfordii, 3145 nucleotides long. RefSeq names its product nuclear transcription factor Y subunit A-1-like. Gene Ontology annotation, biological process: regulation of transcription by RNA polymerase II. The transcript is spliced from 6 exons. The record is from RefSeq and is a predicted model, not a curated record. The coding region runs from base 1720 to 2757 and encodes 345 amino acids. Lineage: Eukaryota; Viridiplantae; Streptophyta; Magnoliopsida; Celastrales; Celastraceae. Gene Ontology annotation, cellular component: CCAAT-binding factor complex. Gene Ontology annotation, molecular function: RNA polymerase II cis-regulatory region sequence-specific DNA binding; DNA-binding transcription factor activity, RNA polymerase II-specific.
GACUGGUAUAACUGGAAUUCGCGGAGAAAAAAGAUUGACUCUCAUUUGAUCGCCCUGAUACGCGAACAAGAAGAUCGAAAACCCCAAGAUUUAGGGUUUCUGUAUAAUUUUUCUCUACUCUUACACGAAACCAGUAAGUUAAUCUGAUCAGUCAUUCGAUUCUUUAAAUGGAUUCUAAUUCCUCUCUUUCAAGUAUGGGUUUAUAUGGCUUUGCAUGUGUUCUUGUUGAUUUCUUGGGGCUUCUAGAGUUGAAGUUCUUGCUAGAAUUCUUUAUUUCUUCAGUUAAAAUGGCUACUUCUGUUCCUUCGGUGGUUAAUUUUGAGGGUAAUUUGUGCUUUGGGAAAACUGCGGGAAAGUAUUGAAAUUUGAAAUUCGGGUGUGGCUUCUAAGUUGGGGAUUUAGCGAGCAUGCCGUACGCUUCCAGAGAAAUUGAAGAGAAGACAGUGACGAUGCUUGUUUUUUUUCUGCCUCUUUUGAGAGAAUUUAAAUAUUCAACAAUGGGGUUGUCUUGUUGGGUUAGAAGAAUUCGAGCAUCUUGCAACGGAAUUUGGUGAUACAGUUAAUGGAUGCAUUAUUUAUUUCUGUUUUAAUCUUUUUCAUGGUCUCUUUUGGUUCGUGAAAAAUGUAAGAAAACGGGAGGAACGAAAUUUGAUACCUGACCUCCUGCAUACUUUGGAAUUACUGACAUUCAUUCCCACUUGAGUUGGUAGAAUUGCGUAGCUUAACAAUUGGGCAAGGUUACAAAAUAAAUCAGAAAUUUUUUUGGUUGUUCUGAAGGACGAAAGAAUAGAAUUAGCUUUAAUUUGGGAGUGAGGAUGUUGGGAAAAAAAUGCCCAGUUGAGAGAGCACAUGAAUGUACAAGGCUCGCUAUUGAGAAGUUCAGUUCGAGACUCGUGCUUUGUGACAACAUAGAUGGCAAAUUCAUGAGUAUCUGAUUUUUGGUUUUUGUUUACUUUAUUUUUGAAACCAUAAACUGUGUUAAUAUAGAGUUGUACUUGUGAGGGUGUUCUAGAUGUUAAUUUUCCGAUGGAUUUAUAAUGAGAAUACAGUUAUUGUUUCUCAUGUCACUCAAUGUUAUGCACACUACCAUUCAAUCUAAUACCCUAUCCUGUUUUAUGUGGUAGCUUUUAGUUUACUGAUUUACAACUUCGCAUUUGGAUGCAGAAAAGGUAUGACAGAGAAUAAUAAUUUCUCAUCUCAGAAGGUUAUAUUUUAUUAUAUUUGAGAACUUAAGAACUUUUUGUUCCCAAAUGUUUGUCUUUUGAUUCAAAAUCGUGAGAUGGUUGACAUGAACUUGUUUGAGUUCUCCCACCUCUCCACCACCACCUGACACAUAAAACCAAGGGGAAAAAGGAAUAAAAGAAAAGCUAUAUUCUGUUCAUCUUUUCAUUUCUCUGGGAUUUAAGUGGCACUUUUAUAUAAGAGCCUGUCGUGAUUUUUAUUCCCUUUAUUUAUUUUUGUCUUUUUAUCAGUGUGAUAGAGCAUUGGUGAUACUUUCUUGGGAGGGUUUCCAUCUGAUUGAAAUUCCAGAAUUUUUAGGGAGCGAUUUUAUUUUUUCGUUCAUAAAAAGAAGGAAUAAUUUCUCUUUCAGAUUUUUUUCUCCAAUAGUAGGUAGGGAGUGGAUGAUGCAUUUGCACCAUUUCGCCCCCUUCUUUUGCAAAUUCUUUCCAAGAGCCUCUGGGGGUCCAGAGGUUGGCUGUUGUUUGAGAAACUUAAGGGAUGCAAUCAAAGUCAAAUGAAAAUCAGGAAGCACCUGACCCAGACGGCAUACCACCUAACACAAUGUAUGUUGAACCCUGGUGGCGAAGUAUUGGCUAUAAUUCCAGCAACCCGGUUGUGACCCAGGAGAAUCCAUCAGACUCAUCUUCGCAGGGAGGGCAAAAUGGCUCAGAGUCGGAUGACGAUCACUCUCUAUCUAAAGGCAGACAAGGGAGGGAAGGAAAUGUGGUUAGAAAAGAAAGGCAAGCCACUGCAUCUUCACGAUCGGCAGGGAAUUAUGGAGAAGGAGACCAAAAUCUGCAGCAUGUUGCGUCAAUUACACCAAUGAUGCAGGAUGAGUCUAUUGCUCAACCUACACAGCUUGAACUUGUUGGUCACUCAAUUGCAUGUGCAUCAAAUCCAUCCCAAGAUUCAUUUUAUGGUGGGAUGAUGAGUUUUGGGCAUCAACCUUUGGGUUAUACUCCGUUUGUUGGAAUGCCUCAUGCUAGAAUGCCAUUGCCUCUGGAGAUGGCACAAGAACCUGUUUACGUGAACGCAAAACAGUAUCAAGGAAUUUUGAGGCGAAGACAAGCACGUGCCAAGGCAGAGAUUGAAAAGAAGCUGAUAAAAAAUAGAAAGCCAUAUCUUCAUGAAUCUCGGCACCAGCAUGCUAUGAGAAGGGCGAGGGGCAAUGGAGGACGUUUUGCGAAGAAAACAAAUGAUGUUGCAUCCAAGCAUUCAAAUGGUGAUGCCUCUGGUCCAACCUUCUCAUCUCAGUCUUUCAGUUCAUCAGGUUCGGAGCCAUUGCCAUCUGACUCCACUGAGAUGUGGAAUUCAUGUAAUAGUCGGAAAGAUCCUCGAGGGGCCCAAGGGCAGGACACAUUUGAGUCCCACAAUCAUGUAAAUGGCAACGGCAACCACCAGAAUCACAAUGGGAUUCAAUCCAUCCCUUCUAAUAUUCACUCAGUCGAGAGAGGCGAGGGUGAAGACUAUCUGGACCAACAACACAGAAGCUACUCCUCAAACCAGACUUUGCAGAGGCAUGGUUCAAAUCAGUGAACAACACAAACGUGACGUGUACCAAGGCAGAGGAUUAAAAUCAUCCAGUUAAUAGAUUAGUGAAGGAUGAAUCCUCUCUUAAUUUGGUAAAUCAUAGGCUGGCAAUUUUUGUCAGACGGCAAAUCAUUCUUGGCUGUUUUUACACUUAUUGCGGCGUGGAUUGGGAUGAUGAAUAUACUGUAUGUCUUCUUUUGUCUGCAGAAUUGUUAUAUUUCGUCAUCUUUCUUCCCGUUUGUCUAUUUGUACAGAGCGAUACUGUUGGAUGUCUGAGUAGACCUAGCUUUUUCUGUAGUUCUUGUAACAGUUACAAGCAGCUUUUCGUGCUUGUGUGAAAACUUGUUCCCGGUUUGAUUGGAAGAAUAUUACGUCCGGUAACUUGUUCAUUUGA